AGUAAUACUUGCAUAAAAGUCUCUACACAUGCACUAUUAAAAUUCACAACAUUCAGCCAUUCAGUCAUUGAACAGUGUCUUUGUGUUGUUUAACACAUACCAUAUCCUACUGUAUAUGAGACUAACCAUUAAAACCAACAUCAAUUAAAUUGUGUGCUUCAAUAUCCACAUAUCAUUUCACACAAAAUCAAUCAUAUCAUCAAUAUUUGAGGCCCGUAUUGAGCAGACCGGGAGAGCGCGCGCACCGUUCAAAUGGCAAUGCACCAGGCGUUUGAAAGUAGCCAGGUGUUUUCUAAUACACCCCUACUGGAUAUGGAGGACGAGAAUAGCGGCGAUAUGUCGGUGCCAUUGCCAGAACCGCCGGAACCACUGCCUGAGCCGCCGCUGGUCAUGGCCUACAAGGGUGUGUCCAGUGUUGAGCCCAUCGGUCGGGUGCAGACACUGGUGCACGCGUGCGAGUGCACAGCCACGGGCUCUGGCUGUACGUACCCGUCAUGCGAACUCAUGAAAAAAGUGAUGACACAUUGGUUGGACUGCGAACACAGGGCCACACUGUGCCGGCCCAAGUCGCCCGACGAGCCCCGCUGUCCGCCGUGCGAACAGUUGAUGGAGUUGUGCACAUAUCACGCCCGCCAUUGUCACCGCCCGGCCGGCGACUGUACGGUUCCGCACUGUCUGGACAUUAGACGCGCCCUCCGGGAGGGCCAGCAGCGGGUCUUAACCCAACAGAUCCGGCAAAAGAGAUGGCGCGAAGACAUCGUGAGCCGUUUGUCCGAACAUUUAGCGCAAGUGCAGUCAACCCGUGGUGAUUCACAUGCGGGUAGUGUUGGUGGUGGUAGUGAUGGGUCCGUAUUAUAUAACAUGUCGGACCUGUAGUGCGAUCGCUAUUUUGUAUGUAUUUUCUUAAUGAACGGACGAAUGAAUUAUUUAUAAUUAUUUAAUUAUUUUUUGAACCUAAAUAUAUAUUUUGU
Molecule: messenger RNA, 971 nt
Organism: Medioppia subpectinata
Lineage: Eukaryota; Metazoa; Arthropoda; Arachnida; Sarcoptiformes; Oppiidae
Source: the annotation of a GenBank genome assembly